CCCAAAGCCAAUCGCUGAAACACGUGACCUCGCGUCCAUCCCGCAUUUUGCUGCCUUCUCUAGACUCCAACAGUCAACUCCAACAGCUGCCGAAAGCUCGGCUAUCCUAGUCGCGAAAUCUUCUACACGACCCUCUCAACUGCUGCGAACAUGGCGCCUGGUCGCAAGGCCAAACCUCCCCAGCCAAGUCGCCCGGCAAACACCCUGAUCCUCGACAAUGGCGCCGCCACGCUGAAAGCAGGUCUUCUCUCCAACCCAACCACGCCGCCGCUGGUCAUCCCCAAUCUCGUCGCACGCGAUCGCCUCCGGAAAACAUACGUUGGGUCGGAAGCGAGCGCGAUCCGCGACACCUCUGACCUCGCCCUCCGCCGGCCCGUGGAGCGUGGGUCGAUUGUGAACUGGGAGGUGCAGAGGGAGAUCUGGGAUCGAACAUUUCUCGAUACUGGCGCGCCGCUGCGCUGUGACCCCAGCGAAACGAGGCUGGUACUGACGGAGCAACCGAAUAAUCUGCCAGCGCUCCAGGCCAAUUGCGACCAGAUUGUGUUUGAGGAGUAUGGCUUUGCAAGCUACUAUCGUGGCGUUGGCUCCACGUUCAACGCCUACCACGAUGUGCAGACUCUUUUCCGUACCCCCAAGGACCAUCCCACAGUCGCCAACGCGCCAGCCGAGGUCAUGCUCGUCGUUGACUCAGGCUACUCGCACACGACCGUCACACCCGUCCUUGCGGGUCGAGCCGUUCACUCUGCCGUCCGAAGACUCGACGUGGGCGGCAAGCUCAUGACCAACUACCUCGCCCGUCUUCUCUCGUUACGGCACUUUGACAUGCGCUCCGAGACCUUCCUCGUCAAUGAGAUCAAGGAGGCCGCGUGCUACGUGUCGCCCGAUUUCAGGCGCGAUGUCGAGCGUUGCUGGAAAGGCACACGGGGCGAGAAAUGGGCAGAGUAUCUUACGGGAGGCGGCAUCGCCAAGGACUACAUCCUGCCCGACUUUCACACGCGAUGGAAGGGCCAACUCGUCGACUACGAUCCCGCGCGGCACUCCAAGAGCAAGAAGAUAGCCGGCAGCGACGAGGACGCCCUGACACUUCGGAAUGAGCGCUUCUGCAUACCGGAAAUUGCCUUCAACCCUUCCGACAUGGGUAUGCGCCAGCCUGGGCUCCCGGACCUGAUACACCAAUCACUUCAGACUUUACCAGUAGGGCUUUGGCCCGGCUUGCUAGCAAACAUCCUGGUUGUGGGAGGCAACGUUCUGUUUGAUGGGUUCAUUCAACGUCUACAAAAAGAGGUCGUCCAGCGCUUCCCGGACGAUUGCGUGGUGCGCGUUGCCAGGCCAGCAGACCCCAUCACCAGUACCUGGCAAGGCGCGGCUAUUCUGGCGAAUCACCCCCAUAUCGAGAAACUUGUCGUCACCAAGAAGGAGUACGAAGAGCUGGGGGCUUCGCUCGUGGCUCGGAAAUUCGCCCAAGGGUUGGGCGCAGGCUGAAAGAUGCUAGGCCAUCAGAACCAACGCCUCACAACCGACCGAGACCCCGUCCACGCGAGGUGCACCCUAGCUCACGUCAGUAUGCGAGUCCGGAAGGACGACAGCUUGCCGCUGGGCAGAAAUCAGGCUUACAGUCGCACUGCGUGAACGUCAGUACUCUAUCUCACAGAGGUUUGGCCUUCAACUUACAUGAGAGAGAGUGCAUCCCUCGUUGUGGGUAAUGCAGUAUCCGCCACCACAGCACCUGCACAUUCGUUGGGUG
This is a messenger RNA of Emericellopsis atlantica, 1744 nucleotides long. RefSeq names its product actin family. Gene Ontology annotation, molecular function: nucleosome binding. The record is from RefSeq and is a predicted model, not a curated record. The transcript has a single exon. NCBI's taxonomy places the organism in Eukaryota, Fungi, Ascomycota, Sordariomycetes, Hypocreales, Bionectriaceae. The coding region runs from base 151 to 1482 and encodes 443 amino acids. Gene Ontology annotation, cellular component: Swr1 complex.